GGGGAAGUGUAGUGGAAGGAAGACAAUAAUGGCCCUAAACGUUGACAGUAUUAACCUAAAUUUUUUUCUUAAAAUUUUUGGAAGCAGGCCAUGGGGGGUAAACUACACUAGGAUCCUUUGUCUUUUUCUCGGAAAGGGGAAAAGUGUAGUGGUGGGGAAGUAGAACUUAAAGAAAGAAAUUUCCCUGAAUGUUGACUGUAUUAACUCUAAUUUUUCCUUCUUGUCUUUGUGAAGUGGGCCAUGGGGGGUAAACUACACUAAGCUCCUUUUUGCUUUCUUUUUUGUCUUUUCCUCGAAAAAUUUCAAGCAUGUAGAAUAAAAAGCGAAGAAACGUUGACAGUAUUAGCUACUAAUUUUUCUUCAAAAUUUUUUGGAACUGGGCCAUGGGGGGUAAACAACACUAGGGUCCUUUUUGCUUUCUUUUUGUCUUUUUCGUGGAAAUUUUCAAAAAAAAAUUUUUCAAAAAAUUCUUAAAAGAAAAAACACUUGAGUGACGUUCAAACCAUCUCUUUUUUUGCAUAAAGCAGCAAUUUUAGCAAUAAAAAUAAAUUCUCUGAAAAAGCUAGGUAGUAGUCAGUAUAUUUAUUUACACACCCAAACCAUUCUUUUCUCUUUCUCUCUUCGUUUAUCUAUCAAAAAAGAAUUUUUUUAGUUUAUUGACUAGUUUUGUUCAAUAAUUUAUUUUUUAAUUUUUAUUUGGCUUUCCAAAAGAUCGAAAACCUUAAAUUAAUUUUUUUAAUUUUAAGGAUAAUUAAUUUAAUUUAUUAUCCUUAUUUAAUUAAAUUUUAUUUAUUUCUUCGGAAAACAUCACUGACUUUUUAUUUGACAACAAAUUUAAAAAGACAACGACUCAAAGGAUGGACUAUCCAACAGAACAACAACUUCCAGUUGAAGUUCGCGAUAUCGUCAAGAAAUUUCGUGUUCCAGUUGACCGCUUGAAAGUAAUUUCUGAUGAUAUGGUUGCUGCAAUGAAGAGGGGCUUGGAAAGUGGAAGUGGACGUCAGUCGUCGAUUGGAAUGCUUCCGUCUUUUGUGCCUGCUUUGCCUGAUGGGACUGAGAUUGGCAAUUAUUGUGCUAUUGACUUAAGCGGCAAAAAUUGUCGCAUUCUUUUGGUUGUGUUUGAAGGUCCAGGUCAUGAGCCUGUUAAGGACAUUCAGAAUUUUGUUGUGCCUAAACAGGUUAUGACUGGAACUGGGGAGCAGCUUUUUAAUUUUAUUAUCAAUUCGCUGAAAAAGGUUUUGCGCGAUGCCAAAGUUGAAGAUCAAACAUUUCACAUUGGCUUUGUUUUCUCAUUUCCUUGCGAAUUAACCUCUAUUCGUGAAGCUCGUCUUCUUUGGUGGACAAAAGGGUUUAAUAUCCCAGACUGUUUGCAAAAGGAUAUGGUUACUCUUUUGGAUGAUGCUUUGGAGUUGAGUAUGACUGUUAAGGGCAGAGUCAAAGCCAUUAUGAAUGACACUGUUGGACAGCUUGCAGCAUCACAUGCAAAAUAUGGAGAUGAAUGUAUCGCUGCUUGUGUUAUUGGAUAUGGUUGCAAUUCUGCAUAUUUGGAGGAUGUUAAGAAUAUUAAAAAGUUUGAUCCGGAAGAGUUCAACUACAGACAUGAGAAAAUGGUUGUAGUGACUGAAUGGGAGGAAUUUGGACGUCGAAAAGAAAUGGACGACAUUAUGACUGAAUUUGAUCGGGAAGUUGACGCAGCUUCUGUCCAUGUUGGCAAACAAAUUAUUGACAAAUUGACUGGUGCUCUUUAUUUGGGCGAAUUAAUUCGAAGGAUUCUGCUUAAACUUACCAAAGACAAAAUUCUUUUUUGUGGUGAAAAAGUUGAAGCAUUGGAGAAAGUUGAUGGAUUUCCAGCUAAAUAUAUUAGUGAAAUAUUUAGUGAACCUGGAGAAAUGCGUAAAAAUUGUCGUAAAAUUUGUGAUGAAAUGGAAGUUCAGAAUCACGGUAGUAUUGACUAUUUUAUUAUGCAAGAAGUCUGUAUUGCUGCUUCUGAACGUUCUGCUGGCGUUGUUGCUGCAGCCAUUUCUGCAUUACUUCGACAUAUUGGACGCAGGAAGAUUAAAAUUGGUCUUGGUGGUGCAAUUAUUCAAUUCCACCCGCAAUAUCAAGAGAUGUUGGAAAAUUAUUUGCGGUCUAUGGCACCGAUUAAUAUUGACUGGGAACUCUGUAUUGUUGAAGAGGGCAGUGUUCUUGGUGCGGCCUUAGUUGCUGCAAUUGCCGUCAAUAUGAAUCUUAAAUAA
This is a messenger RNA of Meloidogyne enterolobii, 2237 nucleotides long. The record is from the annotation of a GenBank genome assembly. Lineage: Eukaryota; Metazoa; Nematoda; Chromadorea; Rhabditida; Meloidogynidae.